AAUUAUUCAAAUUUGCUAACCAUUUUUCAGCUAACCAUGGAUAUGGAGAUUUCACAUGAAACAAACAACAAAGAAAACCAAGAUUCAUCAAACAUGGGACAACCCCAUGAAUCUUUGUACCUUGUAUUAGCUUAUCUUCCCCUUUUUGAGCUUCUUGCCAUGACACAAGUAUGUAGAUCCUUCAAAGAUGCUUUGAACAACGAUAUAUUGCCAUGGCUAAACAUUGUAGUGGAUGAGAACGUGCAAAAAUCCCGAGUGUCUAAUGAGAUUCUGAUGAAGAUUACUUCAAAGGCAAUGGGUAGGCUUAAAAGUUUGAUUCUUAUUAACUGUGUCAAGAUUACUGAUGAUGGCCUUCAAAACGUUGUAACCAAUAACCCCGGUAUUGACAAGCUACAUGUACCUCAAUGCACGAGCUUAACCCCAGAAGGAAUUAUCAGAGCAGUGACAACGUUAAGUCAACAUAACACUACCUUAAAAACCCUAAUGAUAAACGGUAUAUCAAAAGUCACCAAAGAACACCUUCAAACACUACAUUCGUUGCUAAGAUCCGACAAUUAUUCUUCCAUAGACGUGGAAAUUUGUCCAAAAUGUGAUGAAGUAAGAAUGGUACAUGACUGUCCUUUGGAAACAUGCGAGAGAAAGAGGACAACGGGCAGUUGUCGAGGGUGUAAGUUUUGUGUUUUGAGGUGUGAAGAGUGCAGAAAAUGCGUCGGGGUUGAUGAUGAAGAGAGUGAGGCGGCAUGUGAAGAUAUGUUGUGUGAAGAUUGUUGGAUUCAUCUACCAAAAUGUUGUUAUUGUAACAAGCCUUAUUGUACAAAGCAUACUCACAAGCAAUGUGUUAUUCCAGGGUCCUCUGGUUUUGUAUGUGAGGCUUGUUACUCAAAGAUUGACUAAUAGUAGAUAGCACAUAAUUGUACUUGCACACUACUUUUUACAGUUACAUGUUUCAUAGUUUUAAACAACUUUAGAAUGUACAACACACAUUUAUGGUUA
Messenger RNA from Erigeron canadensis, 993 nucleotides. RefSeq names its product F-box protein SKIP28. Bases 37 to 894 code for a protein of 285 amino acids. The record is from RefSeq and is a predicted model, not a curated record. Gene Ontology annotation, molecular function: protein binding. NCBI's taxonomy places the organism in Eukaryota, Viridiplantae, Streptophyta, Magnoliopsida, Asterales, Asteraceae. The transcript is spliced from 2 exons. Gene Ontology annotation, cellular component: cytoplasm.